Messenger RNA from Chlamydomonas reinhardtii, 2981 nucleotides. RefSeq lists its product as uncharacterized. The record is from RefSeq and is a predicted model, not a curated record. The coding region runs from base 192 to 2696 and encodes 834 amino acids. The transcript is spliced from 11 exons. Lineage: Eukaryota; Viridiplantae; Chlorophyta; Chlorophyceae; Chlamydomonadales; Chlamydomonadaceae.
GUGGCCAUGUUGUAUCUCUAGAGGGGUCGACGAAUAGCCAAGCUGUGCGGGUUGCUUUGGCCACAAAACUUGACUUCCGCCGGAGGCCUCUUUUGACCCCGAGGACACUUCAGCUGUUGUGUUUUAUAAAUAUAAUCCAUAUGAGCAUAUAGGUUAGCGAAAUUGCUCCCAAACCGCCGCCGGACCUAAAAAUGCUGCACCGCACACGAGUCCCCGCGACCGCGGCCACAGCGUCUGGCAAGGCCACCCAGCUCCCAGCUCGUGUUAUUGUACCAUGUGCCAGCGAACAGCAGCAGUCGCUGGCACCGUCGCCGAGCCCGCAUGCUCGCGGUGCCGGGAGCGUCGCCUGUCGCGCCCGGCGCGUUGACAACGAUAUCGCGGGCAUGGACCUGGAGGAGCGUCUGGAGCGCCUGGACCAGAUUUCGGGGCGCGUGGGAAGGCUCCGCAGCGUGUAUGACCGCCAGAGUCUGCUGGAGCAGAUGGGCGCGUUAGACCCGGCACUGUACCAGGAGGAGACGAAGGACCCGGAUGAGGAGGACGACGGGGAGGAGCUGGUGUGGAUUCCCUACAACAGCGACCCCACCACCCACAACGAAAUCCGGGCGGUGGAGGAGCCGGUGCCGGGGGGGCUGGGCACACACAUGGUGACCACCGCCGGCGUUGACGAGGAUGAGGCCAUCAUCCAGGUGCCCCUGCACAAUUGCCUGCUGCUGUACAUCUGCGAGGGGCUGCAGACAACCGACACGCUGGAGCGACAGGAGGCGGCCGCGGACUUCCAGUCCAUGCAGGCCACCUUCCUGGAGCGCUGGUGCGAGUUCCACGGCCCGCUCCCGGAGGCCCUGGUGGCGUGGCUGAUGGAGUUUGGCCUGCAGGCCCCCAACGCCCGCGCCAAGAUGGCGGUGUGGCUGCUGUGGCUGGACGCCUGCUGCGAGUCGCCCUACUGGAAGCAGGCGCUGGCGGCGCUGCCGCAGGAGGCGGACAUGCCAAACCUGGAGUUUGCGGCCGACGAGGAGCUGGCGCAGCUGCAGUGGGCGCCGCUGGCCAUCCCCGUCGGCGUGCGCCGCGAGGCGCUGCGCGAGUUCUACGCCGCCUUCUGCCGCUCGCCGCUCGCGGCGGACAUGGGCUUCGAGGUGGCUGGGAUUGACGCCGGCGCCGUGAGCGCCGCGAGCGGCGGCGAGGAGUCGGGCUCAGACUCGGAUCAGCCGUCCACCAGCGGGCGCGGCGGCAGUGGCAGCGCGGGCAAGGGCAGCAGCGGCCGCGGCAAGGGCCGCGGCACCAAGGGCCGAACUACGGCGGAGCCGGUGGCCGCGGCUGCACCGGCGGCGGCGCCGGCCAAGCGGCCGCUGCCGCCGUUUGAGCGCUUCCUGUGGGCGUACUGCCACGCGGAGGCUCGCAGCAUGGCGCAGGGCGAGCGGAUCGUCUUCUUCCCGCAGGCCUCGCCCGUCCUGUACACCACCGAGCCCUCCGCCACCAACACCACCAUCGCCUUCGUGGCGCAAGACGGCCCCAUUCUGGACGAGUGGGCGGUGGUGGCGGCGCUCAAGCCGCUGGGGCCCGGCGCCGUGCUGGGAGCCUCCGCGCCCUUCCUGGCCGGGCCCGCGCGGGGCGGCGGCGGCAGCACCACGCAGCUGCUGGAGCAGUUCGGCGUGCUGGCGCCGGCGCGCACCGGCGGCAAUGCGGCGGACCUGAUCGACCUGCAGCCCGACAUUGGUUCUCUGACGGAUGUGGUGUACAAGCAGGCGUUUGGGCAGGAGGCCGCCACUCGGCUGGACAUGGUGACCGACCCGCGUGUGCGCCACAUCCUGUCGCUCAUCAAGACCAACGACGCGGAGAAGGAGCAGAUGCCCUUCGUGAAGGACAUCCUGCCAGCGCUGCAGGUCUCCCGGCUGUGGGGCCCUGGCCUGAUCUCGGGCGUGCAGCGACUGCGGCUGGUGGAGGUCAGGGGCGAGGUGCCACCCGAGGACCUGGAGGCGGUCCGCGAGGAGAUGUACGAGGAGGAGCGCGUGGCGGAGGAGGUGGCGCGCAUCCGCGCCGAGGCCGCAGCCGCCGCCGGCGACGCGCCCAGCCCCGGCCCGCCCCCGGUGGAGUACGACGAGUUCGAGUCGUGGCGGCAGGACCCCAGCCUGACGGAGCUGCGGGAGGUGCCGGGAGACCUGGAGCUCAUCAAGACGGCGGCGGGCCGUGCGGAGUGGCGGCGCAUGCUGGCGGCCUGGCACUCCAUCCCGCGGGCGCCCGCCAACACGCGCGAGCACGGCCGCCUGAUGGACCUGGCGGUGGCGGGCGCGCCGGUGCACAAGGUGUUCUCCUCGCCGCGCGACAUCACGCGCGAGCUGGCCGCCGCUGACGCCCUCCUGGCCGAUAUCGCCAAGCUGCUGGCCAGCUUCCCCACCACCGCCGAGCAGGACCAGCAGCUGCUGGCAGCUGCUGGUGCCGGAGCAGCCUCCGGAGCCGCGCGCGGCCGCGCCCGCAGCGGCCGCCGCACCACCGCCUCUGGCAGUGAUAGCGACGGCGAGGGCCGCAGCGCGGCGGGCACGGGCGCGAUCACGUCCGUGCGGCAGCAGAGCAUUGUGUCGUGGCGGCUGGAGUUCAAGCUGGUGUGGGGGCAGAUGCAGGGCAUGGUGCAGGAGUACCGGGACGCGUUGGCAGCGGCGGAAAAGGCGGCGGAGAAGGAGGCCGGCGCGCUGGCGGCGGUGUGAACAGGCGUUGUGAGGGUGGGGGUGCAGUGGAAGUCGCGGAUGCAGGAGGAGUGAUGGUCUCGGCUGGGGAGGUGGAGAUGUUCUGAGCUAGUUGAGAACCGUUAAGGGAGUGAGUCGGACCUUCAUGAACUCAAGGCCUCGGGCUGGUCCGUUACGGACUGAGGUUCUGCUCGUAUUGCUGACGGUCGGUGGGGUUACGGUCGGUGGUGUACUGACUCUUAAGGCUGCCAGUCCUGAGCUACAAGGACCUGAGGCUGGCGCUACCGGCUGUAAGAUAUGCUACCG